AGUCUAACUUAGCUGUAUAAAUUUCCUCGAAACAGUUUUAUUCGGGCACUUGAGUCAACAGCUCUGCAGUUGGGGUCCUGCGAGAAACAGGAAGAUAAGAUGACGGUUCAUAACUUGUACAUAUUUGACCGCAAUGGAAACUGUUUGUAUUACAACGAGUGGAACCGCAAGAAGCAGGCGGGCAUCUCCAAGGAGGAGGAGUUCAAGCUGAUGUACGGGAUGCUCUUCUCCAUCCGCUCCUUCGUCAGCAAGAUGUCUCCUCUGGACAUGAAGGAGGGGUUCCUGUCCUUUCAGACCAGUAAGUAUCGUCUUCAUUACUACGAGACACCGAGCGGCCUGAAGUUCGUCUUGAACACCGACCUGUCAGUGACCAACGCCAGGGACACACUGCAGCACAUCUACAGCAAUCUGUACGUGGAGCUAAUCGUGAAGAACCCGGUUUGUACAUCCACGCAGACCUUGGAGAGCGAGCUGUUCAGCAGCCGACUGGACGCCUUCAUCAGAGCACUGCCGUACUACAGCCCACGAGCCGCCUGAGCGUCACACACACACACACACACACACACGUUCACACUGAGAGUUUAAUGUAUUUAUUUUGUUCUUUCAUGUCCUUGGCAGGAAGUUUUGUCUUUUGAAUUAAACGUAUAUGAAGCCACUCUGACCUUUGACCUUUAAUAAAAGCAGCUCUGUGGAA
Maylandia zebra (zebra mbuna) is the source of this 694-nucleotide messenger RNA. RefSeq names its product trafficking protein particle complex subunit 1 (gene trappc1). NCBI's taxonomy places the organism in Eukaryota, Metazoa, Chordata, Actinopteri, Cichliformes, Cichlidae. The record is from RefSeq and is a predicted model, not a curated record. Gene Ontology annotation, cellular component: TRAPP complex. Gene Ontology annotation, biological process: endoplasmic reticulum to Golgi vesicle-mediated transport.